Messenger RNA from Cheilinus undulatus (humphead wrasse), 6350 nucleotides. Its product is annotated as tyrosine-protein phosphatase non-receptor type 14-like. Bases 782 to 4639 code for a protein of 1285 amino acids. Gene Ontology annotation, biological process: lymphangiogenesis; protein dephosphorylation. Gene Ontology annotation, cellular component: cytoskeleton. The transcript has 21 exons. Lineage: Eukaryota; Metazoa; Chordata; Actinopteri; Labriformes; Labridae. Gene Ontology annotation, molecular function: protein tyrosine phosphatase activity. The record is from RefSeq and is a predicted model, not a curated record.
UCCCACUGUCCUGAACACCUCCAUUGGACCAGAGGGACCACUACUAUAAACAUACCCAGAGUCCCAGCGAGAGAAGACCUCGUCAUAUUUAUUCCACGGCCAAGUUUGGGAACCUUUGUGACUAUUUUCACAGUUUUUGUGCUGUGCGGAAAACUCCUUAUACUUUUGAAAAUAUCGACAGUUGAAGCAGCAGCAGCCACGACUGAGCUCGCGACUUUUCUGUUCAGAAAGUUGCGCUCAUGUGAAUUCACAGUCGAGAUUUUGUUUUCCAAAAGGGAGCUAAACGUAUAGAAGAGGAGAAAACCUAAAUGAGGAUUACGUUUCUGCUGUGAGGUUCAACACCGUCGAGUAAAGAGGACUUUCUCUCGCGGGGAGCAGAAAGGCAUGUAGCGCAGCAUCGACGCAGGAGGAUAAAGUCUGAUCCAGGGUCACCUACCAGCAGCUGCUGCUCCUCAGACUGUGGCUGUGUGUCUGGGAAUAUGUGCAGUCAGAGUCAUAUUGCCCCAAAAACAUCUCACUACAGAGCCUGUCUCAGCUCCAUGCACCCGCUCUUCCUCCCUCUUCUCAUCAGCCUCGUCCUUCUCCUCUCCGUACAUCUUUGGGAAUGGGCCAGCGCCUUGCCAGGGUGCAUCUUUCCACCCGAUGGUGUAGCCGGCGUCGUGCGAGAGUGAGGAGGGCAGCGGCCAGGUCAUAGAGCCCACCCAUCCCUCUCUCUCCCUCUCUCCGCUUGCUUGGACUUUGACUUUUGUCCCUUUGACUUCGCCGUGACGUCCAGCCAGCCAUGCCCUUCCGGUUGAAGCUGCGGCGCACACGGCGCUACAAUGUCCUGAGCAAGAACUACUUUGUGACGCGGAUACGCCUGCUGGACAGCAACGUGAUUGAAUGCACUUUGUCAGUGGAGAGUACGGGACAGGAAUGUCUGGAGGCGGUGGCCCAAAGGCUGGAGCUACGGGAGACCCAUUACUUUGGGCUGUGGUUCCAAGGAAAGACUCAGACCCCGGCCCAGCGCUGGGUGGAGCUGGAGAAACCCCUGAAGAAGCAGCUGGACAAGUUUGGCAAUGAACCACUGCUCUUCUUUGGAGUCAUGUUCUACGUGCCCAGCGUUUCCCGGCUGGAGCAUGAAGCCACCAGGUAUCAGUAUUAUCUGCAGGUGAAGAAGGACGUGUUGGAUGGACGUCUCCACUGCACGGUAGAGCAGGGCAUCAGACUAGCUGGCCUAGCGGUACAAGCUGACUUUGGCGACUUCACCCAGUUCAUGUCUCAGGACUUCCUCAGGGAGUAUGUGCUCUUCCCAGUGAACUGGCCAAAUGGAGAUGAGGUGCUGGAGGAGUGGACCCAGAAAGUUGCUGAGGAGCACAAGAGUCAUUGUCGAAUGCAGACUGCUGAAGCAGAGCUUCUGUACAUCAAGGAGGUGGAGAAACUGGACGGGUUUGGCCAGGAGAGCUUUCCUGCUAAGGACAACUACACGAAUGACAUUUUCAUUGGUGUCUCCUUCAUUGGUGUGUUUGUCAAACACAGAAAUGGCAGAUCUAUUAUGCUUCAUAAGUGGAAGGACAUUGGCACCAUAGCACACAACAAGUCAGCCAUCACAGUGGAGAUAACAAGCAGAGACGACACCAUCAUUUUUCACACAGAGGAUAUGGAAAUGGCCAAGUACAUCGCUCGGCUUUUCACGGCCAGACACAAAUUCUACAAACAGAACAAGAUCUGUGCAGAGCCCACUCAUUCACCUGCACCAAUCAGGAGGAGACCCACUUGGACCCACCGCCUGUCUCUGCCACGCCCCCAGUCCUGUAACUUCCAGUCCAUGCAUUCCCAGUAUGGAGAGCAUUAUCAGGACACACAGAGCUCGCAAGACAGUAUCUUCCAUGAUGACCCCUACUACAAGUCUGAGACCAGUCUGGACCGCUGCCAGGACUUCCCCUUCAGAAACGGCACUGUGCCAAACGGCAGCAUGUACAGCAGCCCCAGCCUGAGUUCCCUCAAUCACUCCCAGACUUUUGUCCCGCCCUCCCCCAUGUCCUCCAACCUCAGCAUCCCUGGCAGUGAGCUCAUGCGCCCCGACUACAUCCCAAGCCACCGCCACAGCGCCAUCAUCGCUCCGUCCUACCGGCCCACGCCUGAGUACGAUGCUGUCAUGCGGCAGAAACGGCGAAUGCUCCCUGCUCACCAUGACCUCCACAGCCAAUCCCUGCGCAGCCUAAACAUCAGUAAUGCAUGUGCGUACCGCCAGCCUGAGGCUCUGGUGUACAGCCAGCCAGAGAUGAGGGAAAGGGGUCCUUAUCACGGCCUGGGGCCCAGCCCGGGGCCGUACACUCCACAGAUCAGCUACAGCAAGCCAGUAUCUCAUGGCCCUCAUCAGGGUGGACCUGCCAGCAGUCAGGGCCCCUGUCACUCACCGUGUGUUAACGGAGGUGGAGGUAGCGGCGUAGUUGGAGGUGUGGGAAGCUCCAUCUCUCAUACUGUCAGCACACCAGAGCUGGCUAACACCAAACAGCAGGGAGCCAGUGCAGGAAGCUAUGCAGUUACAGCAAACAUGUUGAGAAACCACAUGUCCCGUCCACCCCCACCAUACCCUUCUAGCUCUUUCCGCCCGGCGACCAGCACCCCUGACCUGGCGAGCCACCGUCAUCGCUGUAUUGGAGGCAGCAGUCCAGAGCUGGUGACCCGCAUGGUGCAGCUGUCUGUGAAGACCUUCCAGCCGGACAGCUCAGCCGUGGUCCACCAGUCUCUGCAGGAGGUGAGUGAACCACUAACAGCUGCUGCUAAGCACCGCUCCACCCUAGGGAAGAGGCACAGCAUGGAGGUGAUCAGCAGCAUGAGAGGAGGAGGGGUGGAAGGGAUAGUGAUGAAGGGGAUGAAUGCACCACUUCAUCGGAGGAACACGCUCAGAGAACAUGUGAUGCCUCCUCAGCCUCAGCCCAUUCCUCAGUCACCACCUCAGCCUCCACCUCCGCCUCAGCAGCCACAGGAGCUGCCCAUCCAAAUGACUCCACAAAAAGCACCUGAGACUUCUGUCGCUCCACCUGCGCCAGUGUCAUACCAGCAUCAAAAGACUCUCUCCAAUGCGACCAUGCUCAUCCAUAGCAGUGAAAGUGAAGAGGAGGAGGAGGAGGAGGAAGAGGAGAGGCCUGAGCUGGACGUUCAGAUCCCGAGUCUAAAUGAAGACAUAAGCAUCAGUGCCCAACUCCAAGCUGCUCUCGCCAAGCUGCCCAACAAACCCCCUCCUGAGUACCCGGGUCCUCCUCGACCCCCCAGCAACACUCAAAUCCGCACUCACCCUCACAAUCACAACCACACCCACCACAACCAUAAUCAAGGACCACAGAGCAGCAACCAAGGACCUAUGGACCCCAACCAGGCCCAGGGCCGAGCGCCUAAAACUGGGCAGAGCUUGGGUGGAAGUGGGCCUGAAAGUAGUAGUGGUGGAGCAGGGGCUGGUGGGACACUGACCCGUGGGGACCAGGGUGGGGUGAACGGAGCUGUUUUAGGUCCUUCCCUUUCAGAACCAGACUUGACCAGUGUGAAGGAGAGAGUGAGGAAGGAGCCGGUCAAAGAGAGGCCGGUGUCAGAGAUGUUCUCCUUAGAAGACAGCAUAGUGGAGAGAGAGAUCGCUCAGAGGACACUGGAGCGGCAGAAGAUGUCGGUGGACUCCAUGAAAAGACCGCUGAUGAUGGCCGCCCUCAACGGCCUGUACGUGGCCCGAAUGCCAGUUCCUGAGAGUCCUGCGGAGGAUGGUGCCAAGGCUGCCACCGAUGAACGGUGUAAGACCUUGGAGUUGAAGUUGGAGGAGGAGCGGGUUUUCACCGAGUACGAGCAGGUUCCCAAGAAGAGGGCAGACUGUGUGCUCACCACAGCAACCCUGCCUGAAAACACGGAGCGGAACCGUUUCCGUGAUGUUGUUCCGUAUGAAGAGAAUCGAGUUGAGCUUGUACCAAACAAGGAGAACAACACAGGCUACAUCAAUGCCUCACAUAUCAAGGUGAUGAUCAGAGGGGAGGAGUGGCACUAUAUUGCCACCCAGGGCCCGCUGGCCAACACCUGCGCUGACUUCUGGCAGAUGGUCUGGGAGCAGGGGGUCAACGUCAUCGCCAUGGUUACAGCUGAAGAGGAGGGUGGCAGGUCCAAGAGUCACCGUUAUUGGCCUAAACUGGGCUCCAAACAUAACUCAGCCACUCAUGGAAAAUUCAAAGUGACCACCAAAUUCCGCACCGACUCAGGCUGCUACGCCACCACGGGGCUUAAAGUCAAACACCUGUUGUCAGGCCAGGAGAGGACGGUGUGGCACCUGCAGUACACUGACUGGCCUGAGCAGGGCUGUCCCGAGUAUGUCCAGGGAUUUCUGUCCUACCUGGAGGAGAUCCAGUCUGUGAGGAGACACACCAACUCCAUGCUGGACACCUCAAAGAGUCUCAACCCCCCUGUGGUGGUGCACUGUAGUGCUGGGGUGGGCCGCACAGGAGUAGUCAUCCUCACUGAGCUCAUGAUCAGCUGCCUGGAGCAUAAUGAGCCAGUGGAAGUUCCCACCAUGUUGUCAGGACUGAGGCAGCAGAGGAUGCUGAUGGUGCAGACCAUCAAUCAGUACAAGUUCGUCUACCAGGUCCUCAUCCAGUUCCUCAAGAACUCCCGCCUCAUUUAAGCCUUGGACUCAGACUGAUGACCUUACAUGAUGGAGCAGAUAAUGACUACGGUACUUCAGAGUGCCACGAGUACAGCACAAGCUCAUUGGACAAAGAUUCAGAGUUUGAUGCUGACAUUUGUGGCAUUUUAUGGAAACUCUUCUAAUUUUCUUUCAAACUCUCUUUGAGGGUGGGAAGCAGUUGUUCAGGCCUGUAUACAAGUUAACGCUCAUUUGUCCUAAUCAGUGUAUUCAUUCAUUGUUUCCCCCUGUUUUGGAUUUAUCUUCAUUUUAUUUCUUUCCUUGUGAAAUUUCUGAAGGUAUGUCUUAAGAAAUCAGAUGUCACUAUCAGAUCGAAAAAUUGCCUGCCAGCUAUGUCUCAUUCAUUUUAAGCCAUGUCAAAAAAAUAUGACAAUAUGCUGCAUGAACAGCAGGGGGCAGCAGUAUUAUGACUGUUCUCCAGACUCUGAGAGAGUUUGCCAAACAAAAGUAUUUUUUAAAUCACUGUUUGAAAAUCUUCAUUUAUUCUUAACAGCGUAUUCAUUAAUACAGCAAAUACUUUCUUCAACAUUGUAACAAAUGUUUUUAUUUAUUUCUACUGAGGUUUUUGUCACCGUUAUCAUUGAACUAUGGAGCAAUUAUGAGUUUAUUGAUCCUUCACCUGCCUUUUUUGUCUUAAUGUUUACUGUGCUUUCAAAAGCCUUCCUUGUUAUUCCUGGAUUUUCUGUUUGUAACAUUUCUAUCGAGGUCCCUCUGUCACACAGAGACAAAGUUGAACACUUUCUUGUUUCUCAUACCACAGAUCUUCCUAUUCCAAUGUGUUGUGUCACAUUUCUUUUCUAAAAGCAUUUCAAAGCUGUUAAAAAAUUGUACAUAUUUUAUAAUUACCUUGUGUUGUAACUGUUUUGCAUAACUGUUUUGCAGAAUUGUGUCCCUAAGCAUCAAAUACUGAGUUAUUGUGCCUUAUUGAAACAUGGAGAAAACUAAAUCCUUUUUAACCUCCAAAGAUGAAAUCUUUAAAAUCAGUAUUUUAUAGCCCGUUUUUGUUAUUGAAGUAACAUUUCAUAUCUUUAAUAUCUGGUAGAGGAACGCGAAUGUCUUUGUUUUUACUUACAAAGAAAGUAUUAAUGGCAAUAUUAUGCUUCUAAAGGCAGCCAUUUUUAAUAACUGACCCAAUCCCAGUUGGAUACAAUUCUGCCACUCAUUUAAAGCCUGUCUAUGAAAUCCUACUCUGAAGAUCUCAUUUAGCCUUUAAUUCUAAAUACACUUCUUAAAUUUUGUUUCUGGAUUAUAAUGAAAAUUCAGCCAUGUCCAAAAUAACUUUGUAUAUACCGGGCAUGUGAGAAAAGAUUUUUACAAAAUAUUUUAUAUAGUUUUUGACUUGGUACUCUUAAAAUACUGCAACAUCAUAAACUAUGCAUGCAUUUUUAUAUUUCAAUGUAUAUACUCUCAAGUAAGUAUAAGCUUAUGCUCUCUUGACUUCUAAGUGUUUUGUUGCACUUCUGUUCCCUUUGUGACAGUAUUUCCUCACAUGGCAUUCCACUGUUUGUUGGUAUUUAAUUUUUCCCCAUUUUUUUUGCUUGGCAAAACUUUCAAAUACGUUUCAAAGUAUGUGUAAAUAUGUUUUGUAUAUGCAUUUUCAGUGCAUCAAGUCUUCUGUUUUUUUCUCCCCAGACAUGUAUGAAGCUGUUGUACUUGCUUAUUAUGCAAUAAAGCCUUAUUUUCUUUAAAA